AGGUCUUCGCCGCCGAGUGCAUCCUGAGCAAACGGCUCCGCAAGGGCAAGCUGGAGUACCUGGUCAAGUGGCGCGGCUGGUCCUCCAAACAUAACAGCUGGGAGCCAGAGGAGAACAUUCUGGACCCGAGGCUGCUCCUGGCCUUCCAGAAGAAGGAACACGAGAAGGAGGUACAGAACCGGAAGAGAGGCAAGAGACCUAGGGGCAGGCCAAGGAAGCACAUGGUGAUGUCGUCUUGCAGCCGGCGUUCCAAACUUAAGGAAUCCGAUGCUCCCUCCAAAUCCAAAUCCAGCAGUUCCUCCUCUUCCUCCACAUCUUCCUCCUCCUCCUCAGACGAAGAGGAGGACAGUGACUUAGAUUCCAAAAGGGGCCCCCGAGGCCGAGAGACCCACCCAGUGCCUCAGAAGAAGGCCCAGAUCCUGGUGGCCAAGCCUGAGCUGAAGGAUCCCAUCCGCAAAAAGCGAGGACGCAAGCCCCUGCCACCGGAACAGAAGGCCGCCCGCAGACCUGUGAGCCUGGCCAAGGUGCUGAAGACUGCUCGAAAGGACCUGGGGCUCCCAGCUAGCAAGCUUCCCCCUCCACUCAGUGCACCUGUGGCAGGCCUGGCAGCCCUGAAGGCCCAUACCAAGGAGACCUGCAGCGGCCCCAGUGCCAUGGCUACCCCUGAGAACCUGGCCAGCCUGAUGAAAGGCAUGGCGGGCAGCCCCAGCCGCGGCGGCAUCAGCUGGCAGAGUUCCAUUGUGCACUACAUGAACCGCAUGAGUCAGGGCCAGGCCCAGGCCGCCAACAGACUGGCGCUCAAGGCCCAAACCACUGGCAAGUGUGGCCUCGGGCUGGACCUGAAGGUGAGGACGCAGAAAGGGGAGCUGGGGAUGAGCCCCCCAGGAAGCAAGGUCCCAAAGGCCUCUGGGAUCAGUGGAGCUGCCGAGCAGAAAGGGGGCAGCACAGGGGGAGCUCCCCACACCCACGGCAGUGGCAAGGUCCCUGCCGGGUGCCCAGGUUCCCAGCCAGCGCCCACCCAGGAGCUGAGCCUGCAAGUCUUGGACUUACAGAGUGUCAAGAAUGGCGUGCCUGGGGUGGGCCUGCUUGCCCGCCAUGCCCCAGCCACAAAGGCUGUCCCUGCCACCACCCCAGCCACAGGGAAGGGUACUGGGGGUGGCCCCACUGGGGCAGGCGGGGCCUGUAUGCCUGUAGACAUGGGCAAAGGUGAGAAGCUGGUCUCCAGGGCAACAGCUCUGCCCAACCCGUCUGGCAAGAGGGAGACCACCAAGGGCAGCACAGCCUCCAGCGGGCAGGAGGGCCACACGGCUGCAGGGGAAGUUCGCAAGGCAGCCACCCUCUCAGAGAUGAGCACAGGUGAGGAGAACAGCACUUCGGACUCAGACCCCGACUCAUCUUCGCUGCCUGGGGCUGGACAAAGCCUGUCAGUUUCUGUCCAGACCAGCCAGGACUGGAAGCCCACCCGCAGCCUCAUUGAGCACGUCUUUGUCACUGACGUCACAGCCAACCUCAUCACGGUCACCGUGAAAGAGUCCCCGACCAGCGUGGGCUUCUUCAGCCUGAGACAUUACUGAGACCUCUGUCACCCUGACCCAUGGCCCCCAGCCACCCAGGUCUGCCUGCCUUACUGUCUGGUUUUGCUCUGGCAUGUGACCCCUCUUGAGGGGCUGGGGAUGAGUGAAGUCUCCUUGGCAGGCAGGUUUGUCCUCACUCCUCCUUGUCCUGGGACUUGGUAACAAGCUGUCCCCUUGCCUUGCUGGGACCUGGCUUCCCCACUACCCUACCUCUCCAGGCCCCCGCCUCAGCCUGUGUCUCCUCAGGACCCCUGGGUGGCCAGUGCCUCAAGCCCCCAGCUGAGCAUGAGUCUGAGCCUCUGGCCUGGCCCCAGUGAGACCAGUGGCAGGGUCAGAGGGGCUUCUUAAACAGCUGCUUACCCCAAGGAGUGGGGAGAAAAAGCGGAGGAACUCUAGUGUCCCCUUUUCCUGGCACCAUUUUUUAGAAGAUUGAGUGGGGCAGGCAGGACCCUCCUUCAGAGUAGUAUCUAGGCCUUUGAGGGAUCCUGGCACGUGGUGGGCCUUAAUGUAAAAGGACAAGUUCAGAGCACAAGGUCACCACCUAGCCCUGGUUCGGAGUAACAUCUCCAGCCUCCAGGUGCUCGCCUGAGACAGUCCCGCUGCUCUGGUUCACCUGAGGGCCCUCCAGGUUCAAGAGCAGGAGGAUCUGGUGUCAUGGCUGCUCCUUCCUGCCAACCUGCACCCCAGUGGGAGGUGACCCUGGGCUCCAUAGAGUGCAUCCUAGCUGUGGGGCUAAAGCCCUGGACUUGGGGUGGAAAGGUAGGAAGUGGAGGAGCUUGGGCAUGAGGUGGGCCUGGGCAUAUGAAACUCUCUCCACAAGUUGGAAUUCAUCUUCUGGUGACAAGGGACCAGCUUAGCUCUUGCAGUGCCCAAAGCUGCCCCUGCCAGCCACCAGAGGACCAGAAUGCAAGUGUUUGCUGCAGGCCCACAGUGACACCCCCGGUGGAUAGGCGGUUGCUGGGGGGCUGCUUUCUUUGACAAUCCCCCCCACCUUUGGGGGUUUCUGUAUCUGCUCCUUCCCAGCAGAGAAGAAAUGUCUUUGUACCAUUUGAGGCUGGGCAGCCAAGGACCAAGGUCUUUCAGCCUUGGCCUUGGGGCCCUGCUUACUCCCCGCCUGGGGAGGGACUCAAGAUUGCAAGUCCUUUUUCUGUUCUUUUGGGGUUUUUUGUUUUUUGUUUUUUGGGUUUUUUUUUUUUUUUUUUGUACCAGGAA
This is a messenger RNA of Chinchilla lanigera (long-tailed chinchilla), 2786 nucleotides long. RefSeq names its product chromobox homolog 2 (gene Cbx2). The record is from RefSeq and is a predicted model, not a curated record. Gene Ontology annotation, biological process: negative regulation of transcription by RNA polymerase II. NCBI's taxonomy places the organism in Eukaryota, Metazoa, Chordata, Mammalia, Rodentia, Chinchillidae. Gene Ontology annotation, cellular component: heterochromatin; PRC1 complex.